Haliotis rubra (blacklip abalone) is the source of this 2340-nucleotide messenger RNA. RefSeq lists its product as uncharacterized. NCBI's taxonomy places the organism in Eukaryota, Metazoa, Mollusca, Gastropoda, Lepetellida, Haliotidae. The record is from RefSeq and is a predicted model, not a curated record. The coding region runs from base 39 to 2102 and encodes 687 amino acids. The transcript has 4 exons.
GUCAUUUCCUGAGGCAAUUAUUCCAAAUUCUCUUAAAGAUGGAACGGUGUAGGACAAACAUGGUUCACAAGUCUCAGUGGAUGAUGCUUUCAGUGUGCAGCGUCAUGUUCGCCAUAUUGAAUAAGGUUGCUGGACAGGAUCAAAGAGGAACUGAGUUUAUGCUAUCGUUCAUAGACCUCCCAAAAAGGCAAGGGAACCCGCUCCUGUUCAUCUCAGCUGAGCUGGGGGCAGUUGUCAAUAUCACCAUCCCCUUGCUUCAAAGGAAUCUGACAAGAACGCUGGAACCUGGCCAGUCGUGGAAAGAAACACUGCCAAGAGAGUUGAGAUACAAUGCAUAUUUUACAUCCACACCAUCUGCAGUGUACGUUGCAUCCACAUCACCGGUUUCAGUCUACGUCUACGAUGGUUAUCGAAACAAGGCAUCUGGAUACAUGGCUCUUCCCUUCCAUGCCUUAUCAACCUCAUACAUUGCAGUGACCCACGGUAGAAGGCAUGAUGUGGACGCAGCACCAGUCAUGCUCAUUGUAGCAAUCAUGGAUCAAACCAAUGUAGACGUAUAUUAUAAGCUUCCAAGCGGUGAGGGAUGUGAUGUUCAUGGAAAUGGUGGUACUUCGAAUCACGUCCUUGAUGCCUAUGAUGUCUAUGGCAUGACUUGUAGUGGAGAUUUUACUGGAACCAGAAUUGUAAGCGACAAGCCGAUCGUUGUCAUCUCGGGACAUCAGGACGAUGCCGUAUCCGCCGACAGAACCAGGGAUACCCUUCAAGAGAUGUUGAUUCCAGAAGACUACUUUGGUCUGAGUUAUGUCCUCAUCAAACAUGGGUCGAAAGGAACAAUAAACAGAAUUGUCUCUGCCUCCAACAACACCCAGGUUUUAUUCAGCAAUGGUUCAUCCUUCGACCUGAACGCAUUUGAGUACAUGGACAUCGACACAGAUCACACAGGCCAGCAAUGUAUAAGCUCAAACAAUCCUGUACUCGCUGUCGCAUUUGGAAAGACUUCAAAUCGAGAAACAUUUGGGGACGCUUCCAUGUGUAUCUUAACUGCUAAUAACAUGUUUACCACAAGCAUGUUCCUGGAUUAUGGCGUGACUGACAUCCUUGGUGUGAGCGAGUACGUGUACGUUGCGACAGUCGUCGACAGAGCAGAUCUCGGCGCUGGAGUAGUUGCUGCAGGAGUGUCCAGGGAAGUAAUUCCCGGAUGCCAAUAUGAUGUGUUAACCAGGAAGGUGGAGAACUGGCCUUUGUCCUAUAGCGAUGGGACUUUGGAAUUUGGUUCAUAUCUCUAUGGUUCUAAUGAGGACAAGUACAAUGGCAUUGCCUUUCCACUCAACAUGAACUUUGUUUGGGAGGCUUCUUCAACUACAUCACUUACGGAAACUACAUCAACAUCUCUUCCUUCAUCGACUCUUUUUCCAUCGUCAUCAUAUGAGAUUUCGGCGUUCAUGACGUCAAUAACGACAGUGUCUGAGUCUUUUCCUCAAACAACGACUGCUGAAUCACGAGAACUAGCAUCAGCAUCAUCCUCGGCAAUGACGACACCGUCAACCACAACCUCUGCCUUUGAUUUCGGAGCCAGUUCACCAGCUGAACCCGUGACCUCCACAUCAUUCAUCACAUCGUCCUCAUCAUCGGAAUUGAAGUCUACUUCCGGAUAUGAACACAUAACAAACGGUCCAGAAACCUUUAGCACUUUGUCUCCAACCCGUGUAACACUGCAAACAGACCUAACAAGCAUGACUGACUCUGUUACUGCCAUUACUGUUACAAGUGCAGCGGUCGUAGAUGUUCCACAGGUUUGUGGGUGUCCUUGCGAAAACCAUGCUCCUUGGAACAUCACUGAGGAACGGCUUGAGAUGUUACGGAAAGACAUCCAUGCCAUGCUUCGUCUGGAAACUAAGAACCUCUCCAAGACCAUCAGGAAGCGGACAAGCGCCCAGGACAACACACCCAGCGCCGUCACUAUAGGAUCAGUCGGAAUAGCCUUUAUUGUUUUUACAGUACUUCUUAUGUUAGUUCCCGAUGUAAUUUCUGGACUUAUCUAUCUAUUUUCUGAAGCUCAACAUCAACCCAAAGUAUUGCAGGUUGUUAGAAAGGUGAAAUAGUUCAUCUUAAUGCAAAAAGACAUGUCUGUAGGCUUGUUUUAAUCACGAUUACGUUUCCACUAUAUUCUGACCCAGGGAGGUGGAGAAUCGUCUGGAGUCUUUUUCUUUGGUAUACAAGGGGAGCAACAUCUUGUCUACCAUCUCAUAUUACCUCUCUAGUUACAAGAAGGCCAGCAAUUAUGCGGAGAUCAACCCUACCCUGGAUACCCUUUUUGGAAACUCGACCAGUUUGCAAUUA